CGCUCGUAGUCAUCCCUAACGCGCUCCUUGAUCUUCCGCGUCCGUUUCACUUUUUCGUGGGAUCUUUGUUUCUUCGUGGUUCAGCGAGGUGAAAAGAGAAAUAUUUUUUACAGAUCGAAUUAUUGCAGGAACGAUCCUAGGAAAUUUUCGUGGUAAUCCCUAAAGCCUUCUUCGAUCUUCCAUGACGUUGCAUUCUAUCGUGGAACUUAUAAUCCUUUAUGGUUUGACGAACUGGUCAGAAACAUAUUAGUAGAUUUAGUUACUAUAAAGAAACGCGUAUCAGUAAGUUAGAAAGAAAUUGUUAUGUAGAUUCGUGUGAACGCGAUAUUUUGAAAUACAACGGUUUGACGAAUAGGAAGAGAGAGAAAUAGGUAAAGAGGGUUGAUUUCCGAUUGCGGGAUUUUCGUGGCCGGAUUAUACGUGACCCAGGAUCAGUGAUCGGCGAAGAAGGAGAUUUGGAAGGCUUAAUUAAACAGUAGAAUGGAUGGGCCGGCGGUAUUAUCGAUGCCACCGAUAACCGCGCCCCAAAAAUCAGCACAAUCGCCGCAGCCACAGUCGCAUUCGAAAUCCAAUCAGGAGUUGCAGGUGGGCACUGUAUCUCUCUAUGGCAUUCACAUCGUAUCCCUGGUGAUCGAGGGUCAAGAAAGGCUAUGUUUGGCUCAGAUAAGCAACACGUUGCUGAAGCAGUUCAGUUACAACGAGAUCCACAAUCGCAGGGUAGCUUUGGGCAUCACCUGCGUGCAAUGCACUCCCGUCCAGUUAGAAAUCCUCCGUCGAGCCGGCGCUAUGCCCGUUUCCUCCAGAAGAUGCGGCAUGAUUACGCGAAGGGAAGCCGAGCGUCUCUGCAAAUCGUUCCUCGGCGACAAUGCGCCGCCUAGAUUACCAGAAGACUUCGCUUUCUCGGUACACCACGAAUGCGCCUGGGGCUGUCGUGGCGCGUUUCUACCAGCUCGCUAUAACAGUUCGCGUGCGAAAUGCAUCAAGUGCGCCUACUGUGGCCUCUUCUUCUCCCCCAACAAGUUCAUCUUCCAUUCACACCGAAUCGGCCCAUCAGACAAAUAUGUGCAACCGGACGCGGCGAACUUCAAUUCCUGGCGUCGUCACAUGAAACUUUCCGGAAAUCCGCCGGACGAGGUGGUGCACGCGUGGGAGGACGUGAAAGCAAUGUUCAACGGCGGCACUAGAAAGCGAUUGCUUAAUAAUCCAACGUCAAGGGAGUCGCCAAGUCCUGCAAAGCAGCCGAGAUCAUCGCCUACGGCGCAAAUUCCGACCCUCGUGCCGUCGCCCACGCAUCCACGUGUCCCUCCAUUUCCGGAAUUACCUCUGCCAUUGUCUCGAAGCUUGGUGAUGGACUAUGUGUGGCAUCAACAUCAACAGGCUGCCGCUGUUGCUGCCGCUAAGACACCCGGUUUUCCAUUUUCACCCUACGCUCUCCCGUGGCUUGCUAAGAGAGGACCAGUGCUCUUUCCUGGUCCUCUACCACCGCCAAUAAGCGGUUCCAAUCCAACAGAACCGCUUAUACCAACGGUGAAUCCAUCAUUGCAUCAGUCUGCCUUUCGUCCUGUGAUUCGUGGACCACCGAUAGUUGAAUCGGUGACUCAAGAACAACCAUCGGAUACCUCGGUAUCUCAAAAAGAAGAUAAUUCUGACGACGAGGUGGAUAUAGAGACAACAGAAGACGAUCCAGUGACACCUUUAAACAUUACUGCACAGAAUCUUCAUUCCGUUUCAAAUUCAGCUACCAGUAGUCAUAGUGGUCGUAAUUCGCCACAGUGUUGGAGUCCUCCUCGAGAAACGGAACGAGAAGCUGAAAAGAUAGCAGAGGAGACAGCAGCUAUGCGUGACGUUAAACCAGAACUUCAACCUGCAAGAAGUCCCGACACCUGGCAAGGGAAUAGCUUUUACCGGCAUCUCAAUGUAAUAAAAGGAAGUGAACCGAACGAGAGAACGAGUGCGGAUUGUUCCGCUUGCCAUCCACGAGGAAUAUUUUACGGCCAGAUUCAUAGCCCGUCUGCGCCCACUAAUUAAUCGACACGAGAUGCAGUAGCAGCUGAAAGAGGAUGAAGAAAAGUAGUGUGAGGGAUGGAAGUUAAAGAGAGAGAGGGAGAGAGAGAGAAAGAGAAAGGAUGGAAAGAAAAAGAAGAAGAGAAGAGAGGACGGACGACUAGAAGAGGGAAAGAGAGGGAAUGAGGUAGAGAGUAAUUCAAAAAGACACUGUAAAUUAGGGGUCUCCGUUGGCAUUCAGCUUCGGAUCCGGUGAAUUCUAAUUAGUUUAAAGCGCGUUGAUCUGAUGGCUCUCUUCUGCCUUUUUGUCUUUUUGUAAGUGUACAAUGAGAAAAUUAGGAAUUUAUAAAUUUUAAGU
This is a messenger RNA of Bombus pascuorum, 2362 nucleotides long. It is a transcript of the gene fuss, whose product is annotated as SKI family transcriptional corepressor 2. The coding region runs from base 481 to 2028 and encodes 515 amino acids. The transcript has 7 exons. Gene Ontology annotation, biological process: negative regulation of transcription by RNA polymerase II; negative regulation of BMP signaling pathway. Gene Ontology annotation, molecular function: DNA-binding transcription factor activity, RNA polymerase II-specific; SMAD binding; RNA polymerase II cis-regulatory region sequence-specific DNA binding. The record is from RefSeq and is a predicted model, not a curated record. NCBI's taxonomy places the organism in Eukaryota, Metazoa, Arthropoda, Insecta, Hymenoptera, Apidae. Gene Ontology annotation, cellular component: nucleus; transcription regulator complex.